This is a messenger RNA of Humulus lupulus (European hop), 2691 nucleotides long. RefSeq lists its product as uncharacterized. Gene Ontology annotation, molecular function: nucleic acid binding; RNA-DNA hybrid ribonuclease activity. Bases 1 to 2691 code for a protein of 896 amino acids. The record is from RefSeq and is a predicted model, not a curated record. Lineage: Eukaryota; Viridiplantae; Streptophyta; Magnoliopsida; Rosales; Cannabaceae. The transcript is spliced from 4 exons.
AUGGCUAGUGCUCGGAAAAGGUCUAAUCAGAUUCAACAAUUGCAAGAUGAAGAUGCCGAUGCUACUUCUUGGUCCUCGGUGGUAAGUGGUAUUAGGUGCUCUGUCAAUAAUUUCCACAAUGAGGAGCUGUUGAAACCAAUUCUUGAAGAUGAGGUUAAGGUUGCCCUGUUUCAAAUGCACCCCGACAAGGCACCUGGUCCUGAUGGUAUGGGCCCCGGUUUCUUUCAACAUCAUUGGGGUAUUGUGGGAACCGAUAUUGUGAAUAUGGUCAAAGAUUUUUUCGUCUCCGGGACAUUGCCUACUGGUCUCAAUGAUACAAACCUUGUUUUGAUCCCAAAAAAGAAGAAUUUUUCAACAAUGAGUGACCUUCGGCCCAUUGCACUUUGCAACGUCCUGUAUAAAGUAAUCUCGAAAGUGCUUGCAAACCGUAUGCGUGGCCUUAUUGAUCAGAUUAUAUCUGACACUCAAAGCGCUUUUAUACCGGGUCGUCUUAUUUCAGAUAAUGUGAUGGUUGCUUUUGAGGUGAUGCACUACCUAAAGCGGAAAAGGAAAGGCAAGAAAGGUUUUAUGGCCCUAAAACUCGAUAUGAGCAAAGCCUACGAUCGUGUAGAGUGGGGUUAUCUCCGGGCUGUCAUGGUUCGUAUGGGUUUUCAUGAGAAGUGGAUUGAUCUCGUUAUGACUUGUGUUACCUCUGUGCGGUACAAGAUUAUACAUGGUGGCCAUGUUAUGGGUCCUAUCUGUCCUUCGCGAGGGAUUCGGCAAGGUGAUCCUCUAUCCACCUAUCUUUUCAUUAUUUGUGCUGAAGGAUUAUCCUCCCUAAUUCAGAAAUUUGAAGCUACUCGGGUUCUUCAAGGCUGCCGUGUGGCUCAACAUGCCCCUUCAAUUACUCAUAUGUUUUUUGCCGACGACAGCUAUUUAUUUUGUCAAGCAACGAGGGGUGCUGCUGAAAGUGUGCUUACCUUGCUUCACCUGUUCGAGACUGCCUCUGGUCAAAAGGUGAAUACAUCUAAGUCCUCAAUUUUCUUCAGUCCCAAUACUGACACUUCUUCCCGGACUCAGAUCUGCUCUAUUCUUGGCAUGACCGAAGCAACUGAAGGCAGUCUUUAUCUUGGCUUGCCUAACAUUAUUGGGCGUAAUAAGAAUGCAAUUCUUGGGUUCAUCAAGAACAAGGUCAUAUCUAGGAUUAAAGGUUGGGAGGGGAAGUUUCUUUCUCGUGCUGGUAAAGAAAUUCUUCUCAAAACUGUUAUACAAUCUUUGCCUACAUAUGCAAUGAGUGUUUUCCUCCUACCCAUCGGCACCUGUAAUGAUAUUGAAAAACUUAUGGCUAGUUUUUGGUGGAAGACAAACUCAAGUAAAGGUCGUGGCAUUAUCUGGAUGUCUUGGGAUCGUUUGGCCGCGCCUAAGGACGAGGGUGGUAUGGGUUUCCGACAUCUUCAUGAUUUUAAUCUUGCUAUGCUUGCAAAACAAGGUUGGAGAUUGUUGUGCAAACCCGAUUCUCUUGUGGGGAGAGUCUUUAAAGCCAGGUACUUCCCUAAUUCAGAUUUCCUUUCAGCUGAUCUUGGUCAAAAUCCAAGCUUUGUUUGGCGUAGUAUUUGGGGUGCUCAAGACUUGGUUCGUUUGGGAGUUGUUCGCACCAUUGGCAACGGUGAUAACACUAGUAUUACUGGCCAUCCAUGGCUGCCAGAUUCUGACAACAGAUUUGCUUCUUCUACUCAUCCUGGAAUCCCUCUGAGUGACAACGCUGAUUCCGAUUUCUGGUCAUGGUCAGGAGAUCGAUCAGGCCUUUUCAUAGUCCGUAGUGCCUACACUCUGUUGCAACUCCAAAAGCCUAACCAACCAGGUUUCAACAACUCUGGAUUCUGGCGAAAAUUAUGGCACUUGAAGAUCCCACCUAAAGUUACAAAUUUUUUGUGGCGUGCCGUUGCUGAAUGCUUACCAACUUGCUUCCACCUUGUCACAAAAAAAGUGCAAAUCUCAGCAAUGUGUCCUGUCUGUAAUAACCAUGUUGAGACCACCACUCAUGCCUUGCUCACAUGCGAUUUCGCCAGCUCUUGUUGGUCUUCUUUCGAGGCAUAUUCUAGCAUGGCAACACUGUCCUCUUUUGGUAACUGGUUUGAGUAUAUGCAGCAGACUUUUGAUGCUGAGGAGGCUCAGGAUAAAACAACCUUAUUAUCACUGUCUCUUGAAAACAAUGAUGCUAGGUCUGAGUCUUGGAUUAAACCAGGAACGAAUCAAAUCAAGAUAAAUGUUGAUGCAGCACUUUUUCAACGAGAAUGUUCGUAUGGUUUUGGUUUAGUGGCGAGGGAUAGCUCGGGCAGACUUAUAGAAGCAAAGACUUGCUAUCAAGGAGGAGUUUUUCCAGCUGAGGUUGUUGAAGCGAUGGGAAUUAAGGAAGCUCUUAGUUGGAUCAAGAGUAAGAACUGGCAUAAUGUAGAGAUUGAGACCGAUAGUAUGCUUUCUGUUCAGAGCAUUCGUAGUAAUCAAAUCAUGUCUUCUAUUUUUGGUUUGCUUAUUCAGGAUUGUCAAAUUUUGUUAUCUUCUCUACAUAAUGUGCAUUUACGUUUUAUUAAGCGAUCAGCAAAUCGAGUAGCACAUGCUGUUGCUAGACACUCUCGAUUUCUUUCUGGUUGUAGCAUUUUUGAGCAUAAUGUUUGGGCUGAUUUACAAGCUCUUUUGUAUUCAGAAUGCUAA